AUGAUGCCGAACAUUCACCGUGUCCAGUUACGUCUGUGCUGCGCCUUUUUCGUUCUUUGGCUUCUCGUCCAAGGCAGUAAAGGUACAUAAACUGGAAAAUUCUCAUCAAUUUUCUUACUCAUUAUAAUUGCUGUUUCUUGCUUAAAGUGAUUUCUUAGCGUUUGACAAUAGCAAGAGCAGAUGAAGUUUUAGGGUGUGGCACGUUCGCAACGAAGAAAUCAAAUUGCGUCGAAAAUCAGUUGCGGGCUCAGUUAAUGGGUUAACAUUAAAAUAAAUAUAAAUAACUAGUUAUAAAAAAAAAUCGUAAUACUUUGUGUUCUUAUAAUUGACAUUGCAAUUUUUUUAAUUUCUAUCUUUUUUAAAUAGCAGGCAUCUUUAAAGCUGGUAAAGCCAACGUGACUACAGUUUCUCCUGGGCUAUUCGCUUGCCAACAGGUCUCGUUUGCGACACCUUUCCAUGUUGGACAGGAAGUUACCGUUCUUGCUUCACUGGGUCGUUCUAUCAAAAGUCGUACUCGUGGUAACGGGGGCGCCAUCUGGGUGGAGUCAGUAGAUCAAAGUGGUUUCAAGGCUUGUAUUCUAGAAUACAGUGAUGGGUCCAAUAACACAGCAGAGGUGAACUGGAUAGCAACACAAUCUGCUCCAUCUGGAGGUAAAAGGGGAUCUAUAUCUUUUGGUGAUUGGACAACAGGAACACAGUGCAAAAUAAUUAAUUUUCAGCAGGUAAGUGUUUUAAUUUGUAUUUUUUUUCAAAUUAAAGGUAUAUUACGAGUGAUCUCAACUAACAGUGACAAUUGGCAUCAACGAUAUAUCAACGAUAUAGAUACCUUAAGACGGUUGUGAACAUUUCAUCAAUUCAUUGGUUCAUUCAUAAUUUUUCUUUCUAUUUUUUUUAUCAUCUGCGUUUCUGCUUUCAUGGCAAGCCUUACUUUUCUCUUGAGAUAAAAGGAGAAGUGCAAAUUGACAAUAACAUGUUAAAUAUGUAAUUUAAAACCUUAAAAAGUUUAUGAAAUGUAUGUCGUUCACUUUUGGGUUGUUUUCAGCCUUUCCUGUCACCUCCCGUCAUACUUGUAACCCCUAGUCACCGGGCUCCAGAGAGACCUCAGGAUGCAAUGGCCGUGUGGAUGGAGGACUUGCGCAAGGACAGUUUCAAGAUUUGUCUCAAGGAAUCUAAAAUUUUUGAUGGAGUUCACAAAAACAUUGAAGUUGUAAGUAAAGUAGUAGUUACAACACGGCAGCGGGCCUCAAAUUAAAAGGGUUAAAAUAAUGCAUCCCCCCUGAAAUGUUAAUUUUAAUUUAUUUAUUUCUAUAUAUACGCCUAACUGCAAUUAACCUUGUCAUACAAAAAGAAAAGACACGCCUGAAGCAGGAAAAAGCCAAGAAGGAAUUAUUUAGCCAUGCCAUGUACAUGCAAAUUAAGAUUUGAUAUUUUGUUAAGAUAUUAAACUAAACACUUUUGCGGUACAAUAUAAUUAUAUUUAUAUUUGACAUUUUAUGGUCAAGUUGGCCACACUAAAGACAUUUUAGGCUUUAUCCUCUCGCCAGUCCAGAUCUUUCAAAAUUAAUUAAUGUUUUACUUCUCAGCACUAUCGACCCACUUAUUCUUGGAGAGAGGUUGAGAUGGAGGGGAUAACGGGACAUUUUUAUUCCACUUUAUUGUUUGCCAGGUCCCCUGAAAGGCAAUACUCCUGAUGCUCGUAUUGUUAGCGCGUUGCAAAUUCAUUAUCUUAUCAGCUACCAAUUCACCUCAAUAUCCACAGAAACAACUGGGUAAUUUGACGUUGCGUAUCUCAUAAGCUCUCAGCGCCAGCAUAGACUUUAAAGUACGUUUCCUGAUAACAAGAGGAAGGAUAUAUUGGAAAAGAGUACGAUGUUCCGUAUAGGAAUAUAAGACUUGGUUAAUGAGAAAUGUUCUAUAUUGGCCUCAUAUGACCUUAAUCUGCCAGAAAAAUGGUCUCAAAUGGAAUAUUAUCUUCCCACUGCAGGUUAUAAUGAGAAAUAAAGAUUUUAUACUUGUGAAAGGUUUGAACCCAUGAGUCUUUUCAAAAGUAGGUUGAGUUUGAUCGUCCGGGUGAACGUAGUCCUGAAUUGGACUGUUGUUGUUGGCAGUGAUUGACGUUUCGACAACCUGACCGGUAGUCAUCUUCAGGGUCAAAGUGAGUUGUAUCACGUCAGUUGAUGUUAUUAUGCUCUGGUUAUUGAUCUGAUUAGUCAAUUACGUCGCGAUGUUAUUGGUCGUCUGUCAGUUAAGCCGUGAUGUUAUUGGCUAUGAAGACUCGUAAUCAGUAAUUGGUGCGUUUCGAUCCGUCUGUUGUCACAGUUAAACAGUCGUCUAUUGUUAGUAAAAUUGUCAGUUCUCCAGUCGUUCUCUCGUAGUUAGUUUUACUUGAUCUCGUCAAUAAGUCGUUUGUACGGCGCUGCUAACUGUUGGCUUCGAUUCAGUUGCGUUUGUUCUAAGUUAGUAAACCAGCUUUCUAAAGUAAGAAGUUGAUAGUAGUCUGUAGAAUACGUUAUACAUGUCGUAGAGUCCCAGCCAAUUUGAUGUUUCGUCUUUAAAUGGUGCUCAGCAAUGUUUCUUUAGUUUGAAGUAAUCGUUGGCAUGCUCAGACCUCUUCGCUUUGCAUGUUCGAAUUUAUUUGUUUCACGGUGCUUAGUUUCUCUAACCUCUAGGCUUUUUCAUACCUUUUUGCCCAGUUGCGUUUUCUUUUUUGCGCUUGAGUUUUGUUUGUCACUCUUUUUUUGUCACCCAUUAUGCUUUUAUUAUCAUGCUUUUCUAUCACGUAACUGUUAGUUUCGCGGUGGGCUGUUUAAGCAGCGUUUCUUGUUUAUUGAGGCGGCCCCUUUUUUGGACUUGGGGCUCUAUAGUUUAGUGUUUUCUUUAUUUGAAACUUUUAUUUUUGCCUUUGUUUAUUAUCAGCGAAGGCGAGUUAUUGUUGCCUGGAAUAAGUUUAGGGAUGCCACUGGUGAAAGAGUUUUAUUCAGUAAACUAAGGGGAGUCGGGUCACGAUAGGUUUUCUUCAUUUUCAAUGUGUAUCUCUGGUAACGCCGUUUGUUGCCCAUUACGAUUGUAAAAUAUGCCAACGAAUUGCGACAAAUUACGUUCAUUUGUUUGUGAGAUUCUGCUUUCAUUAUCAGAAAUACGGACUCAUUUUGAGCGUUCCGCUGGUGAUGGUAGUUUGUUUCUGCGUACAGCAGUUCUGGGAUGCCACCAGUGAGGAAAAUGAAGUAAUUUGCGUUUUUUUCCUUCUUUGCGUAACUAGACAUCUUUUCUACAUGGGCGAAUAUUUCCAAUCUUAUUUCGUAGCUGAAUGUUCCGCUCCGCUGGUGAAGGGAACUUACUGUUUCGCGGAACGAUUACGACAUGCCACCAGCGUGUGUAGUUUGAUCUUGAAAGGAGAGGAUCCGUUUCGAGUCUUUUUGUUUAACUGUUAGUUACCGUGUCACUUGUCAAUACCACUUGCUGCUGCUUGUGAUAAUUGUGCAAUCCCUCUAAAGGAGUGAUAUAAUAAAAUAUAUCUUUUGUUUUCGUUCGCGAAGCUCAGGGAUUGAUUUCGUCGAGUGAGGCGGAUCCUUCUCGUGUUUUUUGUUUUUUUUAUGUUUAGUCAGUACCUCUGGUGAAGGCAACUCGCCAUUGCGGAAAUUAUUGCGGAAUGCUGUCAGUGGAUCGGAUAUAAUUCAUGAAACACGCUUUUUCGUCGUUCGCGUGGUCCGGCGUUAAGUCUCCCCUUUGAAACGUUUACAAAUGUAGUUUUGUCCCUUUGUUUACCUAACUCGGGCGACCCGGUUUCAGGUUUUCAGUUAGCGUCCUAACUAAGGCAUGACUGCUGCGUGGGAACUAUUUUACAUCCCCCGGUCACUGGGGUAGUUUACAGGGUGAUGUUACACAGGUUUACUCGUGGGCUGCUCUAUGCCCCAAAUUUCGGUCUCUCUUCGGAGCUCGGGGUCAACGAAGGGAAACGUGCCUUGUUCGUCUCGUUUUUAAGUUAUUGUUUUAGCGUUCCGUCUCUUCUUCCGUUUUGGGAUCCCAGUUCGUUUUUCUCCGGGGUUGUACGUGGAUUCGCGCUCAUCUUACACAUAUGUUCCUUUUUGUGAUAUAAACCAGGGAACCUGACCCAUCGUUGGCCCUCGUCCUUCUCCUGGUAUCGUUGCGGCUCGCCCCAUCCUAGUAUCUUUGCGUCAACUUCGUUUCCGCAAUCCUUAAUAUUUCAAAGCUGGGGAAAUUCACAACCACUCCUUUAUGUGGAGCUAAUAGGCAUUAUCCGGGACGGUGUCCAUGUUGAACAGUUCUUCAAAAAUUUCAAGGAGAAUUUUCGGGGCUCACCGUAUAACUCGCCGCGUGCUCCGAUUUGUGAGCAGAUUCAAACCUUAAUCUCCGACACCAUAGUCGACUGGGUCUCCACUAGUGUGCUUGCGGUCUGGGCAGAGUUGGAGAAGUACGUUCCCCAUUUUUAAUAUCCUUACCCUCACUGUGAAACCUUCAAAACUCCGCCUCUAUCAUGAAGAGCGCUUACAUCUAUCACAAUUUAGGUCUCGCCGUCACAAGUUCAGCUCGCUCACAAGGGGGUUCCUGUGUCCCAAUAUAUAGAUGACCGUCAUAUUGGUCAGUUGUUCGGUUCCCCUGCCGAAUCCAGUCUACCUCCUAGCAGAUUGCCGACUGAAGCGGCUGCGUAUAUCAUGUGCUAACUACUUAUAGAGGCCGGUUAUUUUAUUGGCAUCGGGAAAUCGUAGGUUUGAUGUUCCUGACUGACAAUCAGGUCCUUAUAUCUGCAUUAGAUUACGACGGUUGUAAAAACUCGGCAAUCAGUGACGUCAUUAAAGAGAUUUUGUGCCACAGUCGUGACUGCAACUUCAGCAUCUACACCUUCUAUGUGCCGCCGGAACGAAACCCUGCUGACGAACCCUCACGGCGAUAUUCAGAUCUGGACUUAACGUUUAUCCCUGAGUCUUGGUCGCUUUUGGAACAUUUCUUCGGUCCCCAUUCGUUUGAUUUAAUUGUCUUGGAUAGUAACUGCCAAAGGGACUUUCGUGGGAACCCCCUGCCUCAUUAUACCCGACUUGGCCUACCCCUGGGUCUGACGGAGUAACGCUUUUGCUAAUCCUCUGCCUGCUGGACAUAAUAUUUAUGCGUUUCCGCCGUUUGUACUCCUUGGUCCACUUCUGAACUACAUUUUCGAUCACGAUUUUCAUGGUGCCUUCACACUUGUCGUGCUGGAUCUGCGACCGAGGCCGUUUUGGUAGUCGACUCUUCAGGCUCUCGUUGUUGACCGUUUGCUACUUGGCAAGAAGGGAUCUACCCCCGUGUUGCUUUCUCCCACCCGAAACUCGCGUCAAUGGCUUCCGCGCAACCUACAGUGGGAUCUCUGGGCUUUCCGAAGCAUUUCUUAGAGAGCGUCUUUUAUUUUAUCUAGGUUUUAAGGCCUUGGAAGGCUGCACAGCGAUACCCAGCAUGUUUAUACCCAAACGACUUUGACGCUUACUUUUGUCAAGCUUGUGGUCCGCAGUGUCCCAUGAAAGGUUGUGAACCAUACAAGUCUAUCCAGACGUUUCCAAGAUUUUUUUGAUACCCUCAGAGCCAAGCCCUAUCUGCGGCAGAGGUCUGCUCUUGAACAGCAGUUUUCUGAUUUCCUGGUUUCUUUGUCUCCUCUAAAGUACAUUUCUUCUUGCACUUCAGACGAUGUUAUUAAGUUUUUGAUAAGUAAGGACAGCUCGGGAGGACUGUGGUUCAUAGUCAGCUAUGCCCUAAGGUUAGUUGCGAUUGUCCAAGGCGUUUGGCUGCGGGGAUGGUAGAUUCUAAGUUGCGGAAACUUAAUGCUAUUUUCAAUAACAUUGACCGUUUGCGUUUAGCGUUAAAGAGUACCUUAAAUUUGUUCUCGAGGAACAGGCAAACAAGGCUAUUCUCUCCUCCAAGGCAGUGCCUAUGCUUUUUGUUAAGUUUUCUACGCUCAUUAAUUGUCUUAGGUACUCCAUAAGAUGCAGCACCCAUCUUUCCUUAGUCAAUGAUUAUAUUUUGGUGAGGGACACUGUUUUCUUCGUUGUCGAUUUUUUUCACUAGGAACCGUUCUUCAGAUCUGGGUCGUCUUUUAGGGUAUCAGGUGUUCAUCAGUCUUAAGAAUCGAAAGGGUUUUCUGCUGCUCUUAACCCUAACUUAAAGCUUUGAGGUGUAAUGCGCCUUCUUCAUUUAUUUUAGAACCUUUCCAAGAACAGGAGCUUUGUCCAGUUUUGCAGAUUCAAUACUAUCUUUAUGUGUGUCAGUUAUUAAACGUUCAUUUGGCUGACGGGUACUUCUUUAGGGCUACCGGUCGGCGCAGAGCAGUGAGCUAAUAAGGCCUUUUUUGGGUAUUGUGGUUAACAAUAGCUAAGAAAAUAUCUAUCAGAAACCAAGAUUAAUUUGUUUUCGGAGAGACUCCCCACAGCCUUAGGGUUGGCCUUUCGAACAUCCUCAACAUGUUAGGUUGCUUACAAGAGAUCUCUUGUUACCUCGGGUGAAGAAGCAAGGGUAUGGUUGAAUAUUACAUCAUAAUGAGUAACACAGCUAGUUCUUUUUCUGUUACUUGGGGGAGAGUUUCUAAGUAUUUUAGAAAGAUAUAAGGAGUUCGUUUGAUGAAUUUAUCGGUGCGUGGCUCUUUGUUUUUUGGGUGCUUUUUAGCUUUUCUGUCUCUUAAAGUGCGAGUCGUGGUGUCGAGUGCAGGAGCGUACUUUUCCCAUAACUUAAUAUUUCGUGAUGAGGUAAUUAUGCAGUGAGAAUAUAUUACUAGUUAUCUUUCCUAACUGGAACACCCACCUCAAUAUGGUCAGUCCCUUAGUGGCAAUUUUCCCGAGAGAAACAGUUUGUGACACUAUUAAGUGUAUAUAAUAGCCGAGUCCUACACGUAGGUCAGCAAAACCACCAUCCAUUCGAGAAAUCUCGCUGGUCACGUCACCGCACGACCGCCCGCCCGUUCGUCCUCUCCACAGGAAAAUCAACGCGAAAUGUCACAGUUUCUAUCUAGUGUGGGAGCAUGCAACUUGAUAUUGCACAUCCAUGUCGUGGUCAACUGACAGCGGUCAAAACAGGGUAUCCGCUGACAAGUAUAGUAUGGCCGUAUGGCGGGUUCAGUUUACGUGCUUUUUUGAAGUUCCCUCUGACCCAUUUCUGGUCUUCAAGUGUUCACAGUCUCAACUCUAAGUGGACUUCUUUGCAAUGGUUACAAGUUGACUGUUUGAAGUAAAUUACAAACUUGUUUACGGGAGCUUCGUCUUUGGUUUUGGCUAAACCUAUAUAUUAUUGAACAUCUGCUUGUAAUUACACUAGUUUGCUUAGUAUAGUCUCACGCUGAACUAAGUACUUAGCUUGAGUAUUUUCCUGUUCUUGCAGAACUGGAUGGCUUACACCGAGGCGAAUUUUGACAACUUCACUUUGACAGAAAGCCUUGUAUUUACAAACAGCACUCAACAAGACAAUUAUGCUUUUUGUCAGGUAAACGGAUUUUUAGCCACACAAAAAUUCCUACCCAAGAAAAAUCAGUAAAAAAAAUAGUUAGGAGUCUCUAAGUUCAGGUUCACAGCAAACCAAUUUUUUAGAUUUUUAUCGACGAAAUUGCGGCCGUCAAAGUGAGGCAAGUAUACCUCUAGUACUCGGUUGGCGAUAUACGCAGCUAUAGACCUGGUAAAGAGAUAAAAGAUAAGGCAAAAAAGAACAAAGUUAUUUUUUUAAAGUUGAAUUUUUUGGAAAGCCAAAGUUACGCAUUUGCGUUAUUCCGCUGUAUCCUCUUUAGUAUGGGAUGAUUAUGGAUACGGUCUUACAUAAUGAUUUAAACAGUUCAUCCAUAAAAAAGUGACUCUUACAGACCAUGUCUGUCUUAUUUCAGAAAGUAAACUUCACAACUCCAUUCUUUGCUCCUCCAGUGGUGGUUUUGACACCAAAACGCAGUUACAGAAAUGUUACCUCACAGGGAUGUGAAUGCGAUGCAAUGACAGCCUGGGUCGAGGUAAACAUUACUGUUAUAAAUUAAAUCCGUUGUCGAUAGCAACGCGUCCCCUAAAUUCCCUGAAGGGUACUUCUGCAUUCGAGCGCGAUGUUUUAAAAUUCAGUUUUGAGCUAGCAGUUGACAUGAAGAGAAGAAUUGAGAUAUAGAAGCCGAAAACCCAGAGAUAAUACACGCUAGUGUAAGUUGUUUUUUUCCAAGAGGUUUUCAAUCUUUAGCGAACUUCUCAUCAGGAUAUUUGGCCUUUUUCCUUUUUCAACGAAUCAUUCUGUUAAUGCUCGUGAUGUAGACGUGAAAAGAAGCGAGCACGAUUUCGACGCCUAAAUGAUGAAUAAACUGUUAGAAAACACUGAGACACUGAGUAUCAAAUGAAUCUUUAAGAACAGCGAAACGACGACAACAAUUGCCUUGUUUUUUUUCCUUCAAACAUUGCUCUAAGACAGUUCUCGUAAUUUAGGUGAAUAAUCGUUUUGUUUCUUUGCCAUGAUAGUAUUUGAUUCCUUAGCCUAACAUUCUCGUUAACGACCACUGCGUAAGCUACCACCUUUCAGUAAUAACCAUUUUGUUUCUUAGUCAAUUCUGUUUUCACUAAUGGACUUUCUUGUAAGUGACCAGUCCACUCAGUUGCGGUGACUUUCACUGUUUUUGACAGGGUGCCGCAGUCGAACCGACUGCUUUGAAUUCACUACUUUACUGUCAGUAAAACUGAGAUCAAUAGGCCUUAUCACGGAUUUCGACGCCAUCUUGACGAGUAGGCAGUCGUGUGCGAAGUUAGAGUGUUUGUAUGGGAAUCUAAAAAAAUGUCGAAAAUUUUCCAUAAAUGGAGUUCUGAUUAUGAACUGAAUGUGCUGCUGCUUAUGACAUUCGAGUACGGCUAAUUGGGGUGGUUUAGCUAAUUUACGUCAUCUUUAAGGUAGCUAAACGUAACUAAAAAUAUUCGCCAUUGACAGUAUUGCUUUAUUUUUGAUAAAUUUCACCCCUAGUAUACCUCCAGAAAUGACAUGGAAAUUUGUAUGAAAAACUACAAAAGUGACGAAAACAUAAAGAGUAUUCUCCUUACAGUCGAUUAUUUGGUGAUUGGAGGUAAGUAAAGUUCAUUCCACACUCUCUUUCCACCAAGAUGUAUUUCUGUAGGUACCGGCAGUCCAGAGGUAGCACAAACAGCUACUUGUAAGUCUCCCCAGGUAAAGGCCUAUCUACCAAUGAACAGAAAAAACACCCGAUAAUAAGUCCCCCACCCCCCCUCCCUCUCGGAUAGAGCCCCUCCUUCAAAUGUGUCGAAAUGAAUUCGAUUUAUUAUGAAGUUUUGCACCUUACACCUAUCCCGUAGUCAUGAUGUCCAUUGGGGCGCCACAGACUCAGCAACCGUUUCCCUCCAAUUGACAUUGUUUUCAGAUUCUUUUAGGGUGUCGCAAAACCUCAACUCUGUCCAAUCAAAGAUGUUAUUUUCCCAGUCGUUCUUUUGCCUUCCUCUGCUUUUCCCUCUCUGCACUGUUCCUUGUAAGAUUAUCUUGGCAAGCCCUGCUGAUCUUGAUACAUAAUCAUACGAUGAGAUAUUUCAUGGAUGAAAUUUCUAUUUAGACAUUCUUCAUAUUCAAGAAAACUGAGCCAGUAGAAAUUUGAUAACGAACUCGCGUGUGUAUUCGCUGCUCAUUGCGCAGGCAAAUAUGCAGACUGUAAUCAACAACAACUAACGGAUGGGGGCAUUUUGGCCAAUCGGAACAGCGCAAAUCAUCCGUAUUGUUUCCUAUCCAAUAAAAAAGAAGUCCUGAUUCUGGCUUUUUUGCAUGUGAUCUGUGAAAGGAUUGUAUCAUGCCCUCCUUCCGAAAACAGAUUACAGAGAUAAAGGGAAAGGGCGUGAUAGUAGGUUACAACUGAAAAGUCUCUGAGAUCACAACUUUUCAGGUGGUAUAUUGCUCAUGUGCUAAGGGAUUUUGAGAUUGAUCUUAGACUGUUCAUCUCAUUACGUCAAUUCUUCUAAACUACAUGUUCAUCACAACGGUUCUCACAUUGCAGUUGGCGAUAAGAGGGUUUACCUCACAGAAACACGCUGCAAUGACAUUUUGUAGUACCGGUUUCGGAUUCUGCAUGCGUGAGCGUACGAGAGAAGAAGAAAUACAUUUUAACCUGCGUUAGUGUAUGUUACACUACGGAGGGCUUUAAAAUGUGAAACAAAUCCUAGUGGCACGCUCGCCAGAAAUUUUUGUCAUCAUUCCGCCUUAAGACUGACUUUGACUAUUUUUUUUUAUAAUUAUGAUGUUAGACUUGGAUCCUUGCAUUGAAAAGACAUGUUACCACUAUGGUCAUUGUAAGGCAGUGGGGCACCAUGAUGCUCGCUGCGUCUGCGUAAACAGCUGUCCCUCCUAUCAAGAGCCAGUUUGUUCUUCAAAUGGCACCACUUAUGAUAACAAAUGCCUAUUUGAACAAGAAAUGUGUUCUCUGCAGCUGAACUUUACGAUACAGCAUCCCGGUGGCUGUGAAGGUUAGAUCAACUUAAGUUACAUUUGUGGAGUCGCGCUCGUAUUUAUUUUAACAUAUUAGGUUUAGCUUUUAAGACAGUUCACGGACUAGCGCCACCAUAUAUUAACUCUCUAGAGUUACUUCUUGACAUGAAGCCAUCUAUUGAUUUUUUUUUUAUAAUUUAGCUGCAACAACCAAUCCCGUUAAGUUAAGCUUCUUUAACCGUCUCAAUAUAUAUGUCGAUAUAAUCGGCAAUUAUGGGUUAUCACUCAGACAUGUUAAAAAAGAUUUUAUUAAAGUCAACAAUCAGGGCAUAAUGCAUUUUUUAGGGUUGCGCCUCAUUUGAAUUUUUAUUUCUUAUUUUUACAUAAGCUCGGAUUCCUUUGUUCUUUUCGGGGAGAAUAUAUUACAUAACCCCUGAAUCAACUGUCUGAAAAGCUGGGUGCGGCUUUGAUUGUUUUAAGGGAAGAGCGGGGCUAAUGAAAAGCUAAUUAAAAUGCGAGGGGAUUAUGUAUUAAUAUGCGAGGGGGAUAAGUGACUUAUCCCCGUUGCAUUUUAAUACAUAAUCCCCUCGCAUUUAAUUAGUUUUCAUAAAAAAAAAAAUUUACAAAUAUUUAUUGUAAAUAUUAAACACGCCACUAUAAUUCCUACAAUUAAACUGAGCUGCGUUUCUUUUGCGCCACAUUCGCCGAUUUUCUCAGUUCUUAGUUCAUCGAUUUCCACAGCCAGAACGACAGUCUGAAAUUGAACAGCGUCUUUAAAAUUCUACGGUUCCACGAAAGUGUCGCUGUCAUGGUAAGGUGUUCCGUUCUUUAACCAGUCAUCCCAAACUCGUGUACUCCAUGAAGACAUGUAGUUGACCUCUUUGUGUUUUGUGGUAUUCUUGCUUCAUUCCUUGGCUGAAUUUCCUUGUCAGUUACGGUAGCCGGUAGUGAUCCCUCGCCCGGAAUCUUCUUUAUCUGUAAACAUGCAGGUUGGUCGAAAGAUCCUUGGUGCGAAAAUUGAAAUUGUCAACUGCUUGCUCGUUGUCUGCCUCCGAAAUGAAGAGUCAAAAUUGUUUUCCGAAAGCUCAAUUGUAGUACCGCUAUUAAAGCUGCUUUAGUUUGAGUAAUAAACGGCUCUACUUCUGAUAGAUCUGAAUCGGUCGACACUGCCAGGCUCUUUAGGCUGUUUCUAGUAUUCACUACGAACAACUAAUUCGAAAUGCAACUGAGAAACUAACAUAAUUAAAAAGCCGAGAAACUUGUGAAUCCCACCAGUGCCAGCAUGGAGUGUUAAAAAACAAAAGAAAAAUGAACAAUAGAGACAUUUUUCGUCAAUGUAUUUUGCAUCCCUUGAGGAAUCCUCGCCAAUGUAAAAAUAAGCCAUUAUUUAUCGGCCUUCAGCUCGUGGUUAUGUGAUUUAUUCCCCUUGGGCAACGCACGAGGGGAAUAAGUCACAUAACCCGUCGCUUCAGACCGAUAACCCUUACUUAUUUAUUUCUACAAUAAAUAAGCGUGUUAUAUAUGGGAGCCAUGUGGCUAACAAGAGAGGGAGAUUUUCUCCUUCUGUUUUUUUUCCCCGGCUUUCAAGACAUCCCUAGUUUACUUGUUUUAAUUUUUUUCUUUAGGAUUUCCUUUACAGCGUGGCCGUCGCAGCAUGCCGCACAUUCCCUCCCUGGGGUACUCAUUUUGUCAAGUUAUUCGUUUGGAGCCCUUUGUAUUCUAUCCUGACAAACCCAUUGAAGCUCAAAUAACUGUCAAUCAUCUGGAUACCAGUGAUAAGUCUUAUGUCCAUGAUGCCUCUGUAUCGUGGAUUGAGAAUGUCAAUUCCCAUAAAUUUACCGCGUGUGUAAUGACAGCAGGAUUUAACGAGCGAAUGUCUUAUUCUAACGUGACGGUAGACUGGCUGGCUUACCAAGGCGCUCCCGUGGGUGGGGUAGCGGGAGUACAACGCAUUUCACAGUGGUGGACUGGGACGACCUGCGAGACUGUCAAUUUUCCUUCGGUUUGCUAUGUUUAAUUCUUUACUCUGUUCUUGGUUUCAUGAUUUGUAUACUUGUACGUAUAGAAGAAGUCCAAACAGAAUCGAAGCGCGCAGAUUAGUCAAGAUUAAGUGGCGAAUACUCGUUUUUUUAUUACAGGGAAAGUUCUCCAAGAAGCCCUUUGUUUUUGUGACGGUAGCACAUCAUCAUGCUGGACUAAAGAGGGACGCCGCUAGUGUCUGGUUGGAGGAUAUCGCGGCAUCCUCUUGUAAAAUAUGUUUAAGGGAACUUCAAAAUUACGCAGGUUCUCACGAGGAUAUAUAUGUAGUAAGUAAAGAAUUUGAUGUGGAGGAUGAUUACCUUGAGAAAGCAAGCAGAUAAAUGAAUUAAUUGAAACCUAUAUAAAGCGGGCACACAGUAGUAUAGUAGGGAUGAAGUUGAACCUUUUUUGCUGAGGAAUACAUUUACGCCAAUGACUUUAUAGUCUAUUGUCUCGAUUUCAUGAAUGAAAUGAGGUGUACUUUUAGUAAGAUAGGGUAAUGUGCUAUUUUAAGGUGGUAAAACCAGUUUGACGGGUUUUCGUGAGUGAUAAACCUGUUUAUCAGGAUUAAAUACAUGUGACGGAAGUUCAGCGCCAAGCCCAUGUAUAUAUGCAAGCUGCUGCCACGUGUGAGUCAUUAUGCGAUUCUAGCCAGCUGAUGCCUUGAACACCAUUGUAAGCUUUUCUGGUCCCAUCCCUCCCUCCCUGAGGGUAUCGCGCGAUGGUAUAGGCCAUAAAGACCCAGAGAACCCCAAAGAGAGUUGUUGUGUAUUUAGAUCGAUGGAAGUGUUGCGUUUUGAUUGGUUGACCAAAAAACUAAUCAUUAUAUUAAUUAGCUGAUUCAUGUUUUCCAAGAAAAAAAGCAACAACUCACGGGUGAAUCAAGAUCACUGAGACAUAAGGUAAUUAAACAAGUUCUAUUUCCUGACACUUUCAUUGUCCGUUACUGACAAGUUUCUUUAGUACCGGUCCACUGAUUCUUGGCGCGAAAAUCUUGCAUAUUAUAUAAUCACAUAUAAUGAGUUUGAAGGCAAACUACAACAGCUCAUUAAAAUACUCACAGUAGUUCAGUUUAACUUACCCCACUCCCCUUUAUUUUCCUCCUUAAUUCAUUUAUUUGCUCAAUUUUUGGUUUCCGUCCUCCACCAACACAUCCACAUUUCUGUUGUUUUCUUAUCACCACCAUAACAACAUUUUUAUUGUUCUCUCCUUGUCCAUUACAAAUUAUCGACCUCACAUCGACCUCUCAUACGACCCAACAACAAUCUACAAUAAAAAGAGGAGGAGGAGGGAUAACAAUAAAAUGUGAUAGUGGUGGCGGCACUGUGGAGAAAACAAAAUAAAUAUAGUGGUGGUGGUAGCUAAGUAGCAUGGAAAAACAAUAGAAAUGAGGUGGUGAUGGUGACGAUGAUGGCAAAACAAAAUAAAUGUGGUGGUGGAGAAAGAGAAACAAUAGAAAUUUGGUGGAGGUGGUGAUGAAGGUGGUGACUGUGGAGGAAAAACAAAAGAAAUGUGGUGGUAUUGGUGGUCGAGGAAAAUCGUGGAAAUUUGGUGUGGUUGUGGAGGGAAAACCACGCCAGGAAUCUGUGAACUUGGCAUAGAACAAUAUCUUGCCUUUAAUGGACAAUGAAAGCGUUAAUAGCGAAAAUAAUUAUAGUGAUUUUGAAUCAAAAGAAAGUGUGCUUAUUUCUUUAUGAAUUGAAUCAACCAAAGAAAACUUUUGAAAACUUUUGUCAAAAAGGAAGACAUUCAUCGAUCUCAAAUCUAUGACCAUGUUUAACCAUGUUGUUACAUGUGUUCUUCUAAUUUCUUUCUUUUAUUUAUGACCAUGUUUGACCGUGUUUUGCAUAUUCCCAAACCAUGAUGAACCAUUUUUUUCAUUCCUGCUUCCAAUUUAUGACCACGUUUGACCAUGUUUAAACAUGAUUUUGUUGCCCAGGUCAACUAUGGUCUAACAUGCUCCUUUUCCAUGGUCAACCAUGGCUAAUCCCUACUUCCUUCAGAGCAGAUUUACCAUGGGUGACCAUGGUCAGCAUUACUGUAAUUUAACGUUCAUGGUUGACCAAGGUCAAACCGUGGUUAUAUCACUGCCAUGGUAUAUCACUACCAUGGUUGGAAACCUUGUUCAACCAUGGUAGAACCACGGCCGAUCAUGGUCUAUCCAUGAUCCUCUCGCCGGGGAACCUGUCAUACUGAUUAAGCCACACAAUUAAGCUCAGGACAACGUCUUCAUAAGAUUCUCCGCAUUUGAAAUGACGGAGUUCAUGUGUUCCUGCUCAAGUUAAUAAGAUUCAUGCACAAAAAAGAUUUGAUCCCGUUAAUAGACUAAAUGACGUUCAUGCGCUAAAUUCUUGUAUCACUGUUUAAUUCAAACGCCUUUGAGGCGAUUAUAAAAAGAUGACUUACAGCUUACUUUAAAAGCUGCACAAAUGACAGAACACAUAACGCUUUAAAUGUCUUUACCCAUAAAUGCUUACAAAAAUCAUGAUUGUCUUUUCUUCCUUUUCCUUGUAGAACUGGUUGGCAUUUUCGACUUCCCAAAAGCCAUUCUUCUCGGAACAGAAUUCGGUUUACUUUGCAAACUCCAACAAUCCUCCUGCGGAUUUUAAUAAUGCGUUCUGUAAGGUCAGUAUAUUUUCCUAUUGUUUUUCUAAUGGAAUAAUUAUAAUUUAUCCUGGUUUUUGCAUCUCUUAUUUUCACAUUUUAAUCAGCUUGUUUUGUUUUUGUUUUUAGGAUAUCCACUUCAGUGAGGUUUAUCGAAACGCUCCAAACGUUUUUGUAUCAGCAAAGCAUUUCUCAACUGGUAAAAAUCUGGAUCCAAUGCACAAUUCUAUAACUGCUUGGGUUGAGGUAAGAAACCUAUGUCUUUGUAACAUACUUUUCGCAGAAUUUCAAUUCAUAGAAAUAAUUGUAUCGGUGUGAAUUUUAUAAAAGGUGCCCUCUAGGUUUUCGCUUGAACACGGUCAUCACUCGUGUUGAGACCAGAGUAGCGGAAACAAUAAUAAUAAUAAUAAUAAUAAACAGAAGGCUUGCUAUCUUGCUACAUGUAGGUGUCAUCAGAUAGCCCAGCCCAGGCCUAGAAGUCGGUUGGUGGCUGGCAGAGAGCAGUGCAAAGUUAACGAAUUUUCUUUGAGAGCUAGCCCAGUCAAACCUUUGCUCUGAUUGAUAACAGCAGUCCACAAUUCGGAGCGAGCAACUCCCAUACUAGGCCUAUGUUACGGCGUUUUACGGACCAGUUUAUUUUUAGACACAUUUUAGGGCACUUUUUCCCGCGAAAAUAGAUUGUCCACCAUGUCUAUUAGCGCAUUCGAAGAAUAAGAUAUCAAAGAGGAAAACUAAACGUUAUUUAAAGGCAAAAAAUACCAUUUUUCGGUCGCUAGGUUUUGCUGACUGGUUUGUGGAAUUUAAAAGAUGUUUAAAAUUCGCGCCAAAACCGUUCUAAAACUAAUCUGGUCCGUGACACGUGCGCAUGGAAGUUGCUCGCUCCAUCUAAUGAGCUCCUGCUAAUAAUCAUUUGGCUAGGGAAGACUAGGAAAGAAAAUGGAGCAAGAGAUCGAUGUUUCCUUUCUGAUCUCGGGAGAGUAAGCUCUUUUUUCAGAACAAGAUAGAAAACGUGCAUAAACUCAACUGCCGCUCGAGUUCCUGUCUCUUAUUUUUACUUGGCUACACAUUAUUCAUCCCCGGAGACACAGGGGCAGAUAGUGGGAGGGAGGGAAAGUCUAAACGGGCGGAAAAAUAUGGCGCGAAGAAAAGUAAAGAACGACGAGAAGAGCCCCUGGGGACAAUUUCUUACCAGACCAGUUCCAAACGGUCGCCGCCGUUCUGGCUUCUGAUUGGUGCCAGAAAACUUUUGUGUUUUUCUGCCCAAUCAGAAGCCAGAACGGCGGCGACCAUUUGGAACUGGUCUGGUAAGACAUUGUCCCCAGGGGCUCUUCCCGCCGUUCUUUACUUUUCUUCGCGCCUAUUUUUCCGCCCGUUUAGACUUUCCCUCGCCCCCACUAUCUGCCCUUGGGUCUCCGAGGAUGCACAUUAUUUAAACUGCUUGUGAUGAUGACCGCACCAUCAAUGGGGUGGUGGUGAGGGGGAUGGGGGGGUUGUGCUGGCAGCUAUGUUGAAGUAAUUACCGCGCCUCUAUUUUUUAUUCUAGUAUAUUAAUACGACGGGCACAAGAGUUUGUUUGAAGGAAUUAUAUGAGUCUAAAUAUGAUCCCCUGUCGAUACAAUACAUGGUCUUAUCAGGUGAGGAGCUUUCAUCUGUAAAAAUAUAUGUUAAUAAGAACGCACUGAGCGCGUGGCGGUAACUUAUAACAAAUACGGUACAUUGUACUUUGUCAUGAGUUGCUUGAAAAAGUCUGCUUGUUUUGAUGUUGUUGUUGUUGUUUUAAUUCCUGGUUUGUAAUAGCCUAGGGCACCUAGUCAAAAUUAAAUCAGAUUAUCAUGUAAAGCUUUGUUAACGCACAUUACGAUCCGAAAACUGCUAAAGUAUCGAGUCAGGUUUUAUCAUUAAGGGCCUGUUUACAAGGAGGUGGGGGACACCAGAUAGGUGUGGUAACAUGUGGCAGGUCACCCCACUUAUGAUGUAAACGUGAUCAAAUUAAAAUGAGAGAUUAUACACCGAAUGCAAAUAUGGUGGAUCUCUCGGUCGGCCCGGGUCUAGUUGCGUGAAAGCGAGGCUAGUGAGGCUUCGAUAGUUUUGUUUUGACUGCGCGUCUUAGCGAUUCAGUCGAUGAAUAUGGUUUCCUUCGAGUUGUUACGUGCUUAAGAGCCAUCAAAUAGGAGAUUUAACUCCAGCAGAGACGAAAGUUGAUUACCUUCGCUUUGCCAAAGUUCUUUACGAAGAAAGAAAUGGAUUGAAGCGAUUCGGCGCGGCGAAUGGAGGCACUCUACUAUCACGGAGUUAUUUUUUAAAAGAACGAAAGUGUGCUCGCUUCACUUCAGAAGAGAAAACUCAGGAAACUAUUAGAAUGGGUGAAUAACUGAAAGAUUCAUGGUUCUGUUUGAAGUUUGCUUUGUCCGUUCUCUUACCAAGGAAAGGUAAACAUCCUCGAGAACGAGUGAAUCCGCCGUCCAGACUUAUUAAUCUUUAGGAGCUCUAAGGGACACAACUACAAACAACAAGGCGAGUGUUUUUUCACAGUCUUCACGAUCCUGUGUUCAAGAGUUUGAGCAGUACCAUAAAAGAAGUAAUUUUUGGAAAAUCGCUGUUAGUUUAUCUCGAAACCAUUCGACAAGUUGCUAAAACAGAUCACGCGCAAGGUCAAAUACUAUGCUCGAAUACUUGCACGCUCUUUUUCUUCCAGAACCUUUUUUCUUCUUCUUACUUUCUUAGUUGGCAACGGUUCCUCCGUUGGUUUUUUCAGUGCAUUUUGGUCAAGGACUGUUCUUGAAAUAUGUCGCUUUCUUCUAGUUCUCACAUAGUUUCACAGACCACGCUUGUAGGAUUAACAGGCGAUUGUUGUUGUUAUAUUUUAAUGCAGCUGUUUUCAGCGGGAAUUCUAAAAGAUCUUACGGUCCACCGCGGAUGCUCCAGUUCUCGAGAAUGUUUACCUUUUGUUGGAUAAAUAACAGACCAUGCAAACAUCUUGGAACAGCACCAUCUCUUGUGAAAAUCAUUUCAUUCAAAUACUUUCGUGAGUCUUCUCAUCUAAAGCAAGUGAGCGAGCACAGUUUCGCUGUAAAGUGCUUCCCAUCGCCGCGCCGAAUCACGUGAAUCCUUAAGUUUCUUUGUGAAAAGAUCUCGGGAAAGUAAAGGCUAUUCCAGCUAGAGUAAAAUCUUCUUUUCGGUGGCCCUCAGGCAUGCAACAACUCGAUGCAAACCAUAUCGAUCGACUCAAUCGCUAAGACGCGCAGUCAAAACAAAACUCUCGAGGCCUAACUAGCCUCGCUUUCUCGCAACUAGACCCGGGCCGGCCGAGAGGUCCGCCAUAUUUGCAUUCGGUGUAUAUGGACAGGCGGGUUACAGUAUGUUGCCCAGUAUCCGGACACUUAAAACAAAAACUCAAUUUUUGAAGGGCUCUUUUCAGUUCUCGGUAAACGAAGUGUUUCGAAUGAAAGCUGAACAUUUCAGCUUUAAGAUGAAAGUUUUGGCGAGUUUAAAGCUUGCGAAACAGUCGAAGAAGACGCCGUUCUGUUCAGGUGAGUAAACUUUUCAUGGCUAAUAUUUACGUUGUUUACUGGGCAGUAAAAUUAGUGCUGCUCAGAAAAGGGUGGGUAAUAUAUGAUAUUUUCAAAGAAACUGUUUUAUAUUUAAAGUGAAGAUACCAAAAGAAUUAAAGUUCUCAGAAAGUUUAUUAAUUCUUCUUGAAAUUCGAUUUGUUUGGAAUAACGGAGGCCAGAAACAUUCACUAAGGAUUGAGGUUUGGUGCCCAGUACCCGGACAGUUUUUUUCUUUGCGGUACAGAAUCGAUGAAUUAGCUGUGUACAUUACCCGGAUAAGAUUUAUUUCAUAUCCAUAACUAUAAUUCAAGCUUAGGAUAUAUGAUAUAGUCUUAAAAUGUAAUUCUACUCAACUCCAUAUGGAAAUUUUCUUCACUCAUCCAGAGGCGACUUGAUUUCGUGUGCACGGCUUGUUUCGCGUGACUGCAUUUUCUAUAAUAACCGAAAGCGUCGGAGUUGAACCUGGAAUUCUCAGAAUUUCCCCGGUUGUGACUGCUAGAAUGGGGUUGCAAAGGUCUGGAAAAAAGUCACAAAGGGAUUGAGAGAUGUGAAAGAAGGAGGAAUUAAUGCUAGAAAAGCAGGCUUAUUGUGGGGACUGAGCAUGAAGAAAUCAACACCGCCGGUCAGACUAAAUAGAAGAGUGACCUUUGACCGUCGGAUUGAGGUGCCUUCCCCAAGCUUUUUUUUUUUUUUAAGAAAAGUGAAGAAAAAAAGUCCUUUGCAGUUUGGCUAAUUUAGCUUGCAAACCGCGGCUUCGGCUGUUCUCUGUUUGCCUUCUUUAGAUAAGAGAAAACGUUCUGCGACAGGGCAGUAAGACUUAUACCAUUUUUAAGGUCCCUUCCCCAAGCUUUUUUUUUUUUUUAAGAAAAGUGAAGAAAAAAAGUCCUUUGCAGAUUGGCUAAUUUAGCUUGCAAACCGCGGCUUCGGCUUGUCUACGGUUGCCUUCCUUAAAUCAGUGAAAAAGUUCCUAGACAAGGAAGUAAGACUUAUACCAUUUUUAAAUAGCCGCUCGCGUUCUCCACCAUAGCCCAGUUAUUUGUUAUGUAUUAUUUCAUCGCCCCAACAUUGUAGGUUAUAUUUUUGGAAUCGAUUGCCAGACUACUUUGCAAGUGCAAGAGAAGCUUAUAAGUCGCUUGCCUGUCGAAAUUUAUGUACAAUUACGUUGUUGCUGUUGUGUCCGGAUACUGGACCAGCUGUCCUGCCGGAUACUGGGCAACACAGGAACUCUGCAAAAAUAUUAAUUUCGGGAUGGAAACAAAGGCUAAAAAGUUAAACUGUCUUUCCUCAUAUUAAGAACUAGAUAAAUUUUCUCUGGGCUAAAUUUCAGAGCUCUCGCGACCAACAAAGGAAAGUUAUUGCAGUGUUAAACUGAAGUGUCCGGAUACUGGGCAACAUACUGUACCCUACCUAAGCGGGUUACCUGGGGUCCACCAACUUCAAGUAAACAGGCCCUAAGACAUCCGAGCCACUUGAAGAUUUCAGUGUGUUUUCUUGGUGAGGCGACACGGACUAAAACGAGGGCCCAAGGCCCUCCGAUUGCGUGGCCAAGGUUUAUAAUUUUGUCGAAAUUCGCAUCGCACUUGGAACUAGCGUGGUUCCCAAGCGAGGCAGGAACACCAUUUGUUUUUGUGGCCGUUUUGGCGACCAAGAAAUUCAAGAAAUGCUGAUUGUGUUUAAGUUUAAGUUCAUUUGUUUAUUCAAACUUAUUCAUGAAUCACAAUAAUAUAAAAUAAUGGUAAGCACUGAAAUAGAGUUAUACUUUACCAUAUUGCUUUAAGUAUUACAUGCAUUAGAUAAAUUUGCAGUGGGCAAAAAUGAUCUUAAAAGCGUUGCGAUGAGCACAGUGCAGUUACCGGUAGACGGCAGUUUCAGCUUUAUAAGUCAAUCUUUUCUCGCGUCCUCCCGUCGACCACCAAUGAAAUGCAACUUUUGCGGCUUAUGUGCGUUUCAUUUGGGUUCUUCAGAAUGUUCCUGUAGUUUACCCUUUCAAAUUAUGUUACACUGAGGCAGACCCAGACUUUCAGCUCCGUGCAUAGCCUGUUGAGCCCUGGAGUGUUUAUACCAGGCUAUGCAAAUGCAGGAAAAAGGUUUUCUAUUCCUUUUUUAAAUUAACUUUCCCGAGAAAAAACGCAAUAUAUACUCUUUGUUAUCAGAUUCCACUAUCAUGUCAUUUUACCAUAUAAGGUCAAGAGAACGCGCCAUAAUACACUGUAGUGCCCUGGUUUAUCCGGUAUACAACAAGGCGACUGCCGGAGCAUGCAAAAGGAGCAACAGGGGUGACGAAUGGUCUUUGCGAGCAUUCGCGAGCAUGCCGAGCACUGCGAUUUUUUUGCGAGCACGUGCAGAGAUAAAAAAAUUUGCUUUGCGAGCAGCGAGCAGUUUAGAGAGUACAACUCGCGAGCAGCGAGCACUUCUUAUAUUUUCCGCUUGCAGCAAGCCAUAUGGAAAUCCUUUUCUUUAAAAUAAAACAGAAAAUAUUUUCAAACGGGGUUUUUAUUUAGAGCCCACCAAGUUCUUUGAAACUAGUUUGAGUGACACCUUGUCGAGAUCUAACCAAUUACAGUCGCGUUUGAUGCCAAAUGACGUCACAUUUUCGCUUCACUUCAUCACGCACGUGUUCGUAUGGAUCAGAAAGCAACCAUAUAUAGCAACCAUAUAUAACCAUAUAUAGCUAGAUUAGCUAAUUUAUUAUUUAUCGUUGUCAUUUAUCGCGUGCAUUUCCACUGAACUUGAUAGCCAUAUGUAUAGGAAUUAAGCACUAUACAGAAUUACAUUUACUUUAACCCAAAGAAGGAUUUACAAAAUUUCGAGCAAUACUGACAAGAAAGCGAGCUUGCGAGCAACUGCAAAAAUUUGGGGAGCACGGGCAAGCGAGCACUCGUUUAAAUUUUGCGAGCAAAUCGAGCAAAGGUAAAAAUUUGCGGGCAGUUAAAAAUUUUAAUGGACCAUUCAUCACCUCUAGCAACUAUGGCUGAACUGUACGAACCGGCGGACGAAAACAAUUUUUUUUUUGUUGCAGCAGAAUAAUUAACUUCUCAUUCAAUGGUUUGGCAUAUAAUCGAUGCGCAAACAUUUUCCUUUUUGUUAACGUCAUUCUUACGGACAGGAUCAGGAUUUUUCUGAAUACUCUUACCAAAAAAAUAGAAGCCAAUUGCAAAGUAACAAUUUUUUUUGUAGUGGAAUAUCAACAUCUUAUCCAAUGGUUGAGCAUAUAAUACGUGGGGACAUUUUCUCAUUCCUAGUAUUUUUCCGAGCCCCGCAGAAAUACUACGCAACUCGCAAAACGUCCGCAAGUAUUAUAUGCUUAACCAUCGAAUAAGGUGUAUUUCGGACACUAAUAAAAAGAGAAAUUCUUUCCAGUCCCGAAGUCUUGUACACCCACAGGCGAACCAAGCUCGGUGCUUAAAUUACAACGGGUUUCGAUACUGUUUCGCAUAUUACAAACGAUUUUAAUACUUUGUAUGAGAAAUUCAAUAUAGUUGUUAAAACGUAGAAAUAUAGGCAUAAAUAUAAAAACAAAUUGUACUUACGUAAACCUGGGCCUGUUGUUGCUUUUUCUGUGUAACCUGAGCCCAAUUCAUUGCCAACUGUAUACGGUUUUUGGGGCUCGUUGUUUGGUCGGUGUUUUUUUCAUACGAAAGCGAAGCAAGGCAGGUGACGGUGUGCAGUCUCGACUCAGUCUCGAAUUUCCCCCGCAUCAAAGAACCGCGCACCGAUUCGCCAUGGAAGCGUCAAAUCCUUAAGGCCCGGUUAGUCCCUUAUCUCUUCCCAUCGUCAUGGGUAUGUUUUUUUUGCGGGAAAUUUUUUGGAAAGCUCUCGGUUUUGGGCAAUCUGGCGUGCGUACACAUACCACGAUGCGGCUACGUGGUACGUGGUCAACGCGAACAUUUUACAUUCGCUUUUCUUAUUGGCUAGGUUCCAAAUACCGCGCACGCGCAGUCAGGAGAUCGUAAUAUGCAAAACAGUAUCGAAACUCGCGGUAAUUUAUGCACCGAGCUUAGACUCCCUGUAGUACACGAGGUCUUGCACGCGUAAUCAGUUCUUGUUUUGCAAAAGAAAUGCUUUCCAAAGUACGGAUUUUUCUCGCUUUAAAUGUCAGAUUAAGCGAAAAUAAGUUUCAGCCGACCAGGGAUUGGGUAAGUAAAGUAACCUUGUCGAGUUUUCAAUUUAGAAACCGUUUUUCUUUGCGAAUAGCAAAACAUCUUGACGUCUCAGCCAUGUUUACAUACUCUCAUGCACUCACACCUCUCGGCCAAUCGGAGAGCGCGUGAUAUCUUAAUUAUUUUAUAUAACAUCUGAUAUAACUCAUCUACAGAUAUAUGCAAGCCAGGAUGGAGCUACUAUGGCGGUUCCUGCUACAUCACGAGUCAAGCGUGCGCUACAUGGCUGACCGCUGUAUCAAACUGUUCCACAAUGAGCUCGAGUCUCGUGACGGUCCACAACCAAAAAGAGAAUGUUUACAUCCAGCACCGCCAUAACGGCGAAAAAUCCUGGAUUGGACUCAAUGAUCGGAGCGUGGAAGGAUCAUUCGUCUGGACCAACAAAGAAUUAAGUAGGUUUAGGUUCUGGUCAAGAAACCAACCAAAUAACUGGAAAAAUGAAGACUGCGUGCACACUCUCGGUUCGAGGGGAGGAUAUACCUGGAACGAUGUACCAUGCGAUAACUGCUACAACUUCACUUGCUUUACGGGUAAUAUUCACGGAAACUUUGCAUUAUACACCCAGUGAUGUUGCCUUGGUCACCGUUUUUAUUCCUAAUUUGUUCGACCGUUGAGUUUAUCUGUUUUAAAUAAUUGUAAAGACAACUUCAAUUCUGUUUUGUGUAUGAUGAGAGAAGUCAAUAGCGGUGAUAAUUUUAAAGCAUUUCGAUCAAUAAUCUAGACCACACUUAAACAAUGCAACAAAUCAAACGUUUUCCCUUUCAAAUAAAUUUCUUUGAUGCACAGUACUCACGCUGAAUGAUCCUUUCUUUUUCAAUUUGGAGUCCACAAAGACGUAACAACUACUAGGUAAAAGAUGUUAUAUGCUUAACCAAGCCCUUUCAAACGUAGUCAUCAAUCUGAUUGACUAACUGCGCGAAAAUCGUGAUACAACAGUGCUUUAAUGCGUUAUUAUUUUUUUACGUCUGGUUGAAUAAUCUCCCAAGCUGGAUCUCGUGUUUCAUUAACAAAUACCUUGCAAUACAUAGAUACAUACAUACUUACAUACACCCAUAUACACAUACACACAUACAUACAUACAUAAAACUUGUCCAGUUAUUUCAUCUGGAAUUACAGAGUCGGCCAAAAAUAAGCUAGUAUCUCCUAGAAACAAAUAAAAUCCUAAAACGAAAUAAACCAUGUUAUACACUAACUAGAGAAAAUAUUUAACUCUUAAUAAAAUUAAUUAAUUAAUUAAUCUGUAUCGCCGAAUUGCUAAAUAAAGUCAUGCAAAGACGAAGGGGUUCUCAGCUUGUCAGGCAACGCGUUCCAGAACUUAGCAGUGGUAUAACUAAAAGAAUUUAUGCCAUAGAAAUAAGGAUAUCAUGAUCAGUACCUCUCAUGGAAUAAUCAACAGAUCUCAGAGAAAGCAAUUCUUUGAGAUACUGCGGAUACUGUUCAAGAUGAAGACACUUCAAGGUAACUAUAAGCAUGUUCUGUAUCCGCUUGUUACCGAGGGAAGAGUCUCCAAUCCGUUGCAAUAGGUUACCGUAUAAUGAGACUUUGUCAUUUAAGAUGAUCCUAAGAAUGCGUUUGUUCAACAUUUCUAGCUUAUUCUUAUCACUAAUUAUCACUGAAUUUUUCUCAGUGAAUUCGUGUCAUCCCUUUCUGUCAGUAAUCUUUCUCGUAAUUACGUAAAUAGCUCGCCCUCUUAGCCCUCUUCUGAUUUUCUUUUAUCAGCUGUAUGUUUGUAAGCCAAAUUGGACUCUACCGUUAUAUUACUAUUACUAAACUAUUAUUAUUCAGUUCAACGUACUACUAAUCAGAUAGGCUAUUAGCAUUAUUUUCAUCAAUGCUUAAAUAGUUCAUCAUUAAUUUGUUGAUUUGCAGAUGCUCAAACAUGUUUGUUAACUGAGAUUGAUUUUGCAAUAACUUAAGUAAUCAAUUAUAUUUUAAUCUACCCUUUAUGAAUUAGACGUUUUUUUUUUUUAAUAUUUAGACUUUGAUGAAUGUGCCUAUCAUUCCAAUGACUGCGACGUCAAUGCUGUUUGCCAAAAUACCGCGGGCUCAUACACCUGCACGUGCAAAGCGGGAUAUACAGGAAACGGACUGAUCUGUGAUGGUAAGAAAAGACAUCAAUUGAAACCUAUCAGUGAACGCUAUAACCAUAAUUGGAUUCGAUUUACUGUUACUUUAAAAUACGUUGAAUCCGACGUACUAUCAGACAGGUUUUAAUUUUCAUCUUUGUCUAAACAUUUAAUUUGUUAAUUUCCUUGCAAGCAGAGGGAAGAGAAAAAUGGGCGAAAAAAUGAUGAGGGAAAAAUAAGAGAGAUAAGAGAGUCUUUAAUUCCUCUUUUUUCUCUCGCAGUGAGAGACCUCUGUUAGCAGAGAAUUUCCAUACCUUCCCAUAACAAAAUAUAUAUUUGUGGACAGAAGUUGAUUGGCAAUGACUAAUAGUAAUUGAUUAUAUUUUAAAUUACCAUUUGUGAACUGGAAUGUGUUUGAAUGUUUCUAGACAAUGAAGAAUGUACUUCUCUUUCUAAUAACGACGACGUCAAUGCUGUUUGUCAAAAUACUGAGGGCUCAUACACCUGCACGUUCAAAACCAGUCAAUUAAAAACCAAGCACUUAACGCAAUUUAGAAACACACUGUUUACACUAUCCUGGUUACCCUACCUCGUGACAAAAAGCCAUUGCCAAAAUGUAACGAAAUGGUUUCGCCAAUGAAAGAUGAAAAUCCGCAACGCUUUGAAACCAUUAUCAAACUGCGUAAGUGUCAAAUUGCAGAGAAAAGACAAAACAUGAUGGAUAUCAAACUCAGAGCUCUUCAUUCAAUUUGAAGAAAGUUUUAUCGAUUUUGUUUUGGAAUUUGUUACGAAAAAUGAAGACACUUCCAUCCUUGCCCUAAUUCUAAACCUUUCCCUUAACUACUUUUAAUUUUUUCCAUUGUACUUUCGGAUGAUUAUCAGAAGGUUCCAGUAUGUUGUGUUUAUAACCUCUUUAGAUUUGAAUGAGUGUUCAAGUAACUCUGAUAACUGUCAUGUCAAUGCAAUAUGUCACAACACCGUUGGGUCUUUCACAUGUACCUGCAAACCUGGAUAUACAGGAGAUGGACGAAUCUGCAGUAAUGGUAAGAUAAUUCAGCUGGAUUAUCUAUAACAAAACCCUGAGUGUUAAGUAAAAUAUAAAUUACUAAUUUUUCUGACCUGAAUCUUACAAAGGGUAAGAAGAACAGGUAAGCUACGUAUGCGAAAAAUUUAGUAACCGUCCGUGUAAAAUAUCACACUUUUACUUACUAAAAUGACAGUGUUGUGUAAGUCAUACACCGUAUACGACUGAUCCAUAUUAAGCUGAAUUGAUAGUUGUCAAACCUGGGCAUUCACUUCAUAUUCAUCAUGAUCUCUCCUGCUCUCAGUCGGUCAAAUUGCUAAUGCAAACAAACGGCUGCCUAAUUUUUUCGAAACGUGUUUUUAUCGUGCUUCCUCGUACACACCUUUGCGACCUUGGGUGUUAAAGAACAAAUAAGAAUGACCAGCUUCCCGUUGAUAGCCUGCGUAGCAAUUUAAGCGUUUCCGUUUGGUUUCGGAGCAAAGAAAGACCGGUUUUGGCGGGUUUUGGCCGCGUAAGAAAUGAAACGAGAGCCAAAAAAUUAAAGAGGAGGGAGAGGGAGGGGAAGGAAGGAAACGCUUGCAGACUCUGAUUUUGAAAACCUGCGUUCGCCAGCGAACGCAGCGCCUGAUUGGCGCGGCUAGUCGAACAAUAUUGACAUGUGUCGAUCAGAGGUUUGUUUCAUGCUGAGAGGUCAUGUAUGUACGUGACACGCACAUUAAUUUUCUGUGGUUGUUAUUUACUCUGGCCGGCAAGAUUUGCCCUCCAUUGAAACGCAAAGCUCUUCUUGCGACUGAUUAAGGGUUGCAGGUCUUUUAAUUUAUUCUCCAAAGUGCCUCCUGGAUCUGAAUAACUAAAAUAAAUUUUCUUUUGUCAGCGAUUGCGAUGGUUUCUGCAAUGUUUUGUCAUGCUGAGCCCAGGUCGUUAGUGUUUUUUUCUCUCGGAAAGAGAUUUACAGAUCCAAAUUUCGAAUAAUGGAUUGCACUGUUUGUUAAAGUGAAGCUUCAUCAACUAUGGAGAACUGAAUUGUGACUCAAUCAAGAUUGCUGAUUAAGCAAUGAUCGUUCGGAUUCAUUGAGAGUUCACCAUUAACGCGUUCAAAAAUACAUGAAAAAUUAUUUUGGUUUUACACACGCGUCCUCUUUUCCGCUCCACGAAGGUCAAUUAUUUUAUUGCUCAAUUAUGACAGCUGACAGUAUCAAAUGUCGGUGCGCGAACUCGAAGCAUGACAGGCCAAGUGGGCGGUUUUCAAAAUCCCGGGGUUUGUCUGCAAGCUUUUCCUUCCUUUCUUCCCCACCCCCUCAACGCUCUACUUGCACCAUUUUACGCGCAGUCUUUGACUCUCGUUCCUCGUUAUUUGCUCCUAAACCGCAUGGAAACGCUUGCUACGCAGGCUACCCGUUGAUUAUUAUUGGAAUUUGCUGCAUUACUUAAUCAAAAGGUUGAGGAGUUCGAGUCCCGUUUAAGACUGCGUUUUGAUUUGUUUGUUUGUUUUUUCUUUCCCCUGGGUUUGCCGCAACUUCUUAAGUUGUGAAACACAUAUAACAGCGAUGGUAUUUUUUCUAUUUGAAGAAAGUGUGUCUUUUACAAAGGUCAGACAAGGGCUAAUAUCAUUCAUAAUUCAUUUUUUGUAUGUUGGGCUUGCAAUUUGAGACCAUGCAUGGAUCUCAGCUGACAGUAAGAAUUAUAUUGGUGGGACACUUGCAAAGUCACACUUUGUACUGAGCUAAUUGCCCAAAUCACAAUCAAUUCAACUGAAGCCGAUUUUUUUUAAUCAGCUUUAUCCGACUAGAACAUUGUUCCUUUGUCAAAUUAUAGAAGUCGGGUUUUUAUUCGUAGGUUUAGAAGACUCUGUUAUUGUUGGAAACAACAAAAACUUUUUAAACUCAUUAAACAACUGGCUUCGACCCGUGACGAGAAGCGUUAAUUAUCGCUGGAAGCGCUGCUGGCGUGCAUCCGUGGACGGCUGGGCUGCAAGUACGUUUCACUCGCGAUGUGACGGCAAGGGUCCGACUGUAACAAUAAUAAGGGUCGAGAGGUAUAUUUUUGGAGGAUACGCUAAUAGGUCAUGGGGUAAGUUAACGUUUUAAUCAAAGGUGAUUUAGAUAACAGCCCUGCCGGUUCUAGUAUUCAUUUGACAUGAAGAUUAAUAAAAAUUCAGCUGGAAAGUGAGCGGAGCUAAAUAGCCUUCAGUACAUGCAUAGAUAACGGAUGCAUUCCUGGCCAGCAAAAAUGUACUCAAAUUCCAGGUAAUCAUUAACUAUUUUAUCCCGGUUAAAAAGAAUAUGAGUUUUUCUCAAGCCUCCAAACACACUGCUGGCCCCCUCCUCUUUCCCCUUGAGAUUAAAUCCUACAUUAAAAAUUGCGUGUCAUCACAGAAAUUAUGUCACCCCACUUUGAAAAACAAAUCUAUGAUAAAAUCAAACCAAAAAGAAAUAAACAGAGCUGUUAAAAACGGGCUUAUAUGUCACUAGGAUAUUGCUGUUUUAGGUAAAUUUCUCUGAUGACAUCAAUUUGUCGUUUGUCAAGAUCUUCUUGUAAUGAAAAAUGUGUCAACAAGUCAAAAUAGUUUAUAAAUCAGCAAAGGUAAAAGUGUUUACAGUGAACUUUAUGUGCCACUGCACUUGACGGGUGAUUUCGGAAGUAAGAAUUAUUCUGAACGUCGAAAAUUACGCCUGCUUUUUUUAAUUUCUUCGGCUCUCUUUAAUAGCUUCCAGCGGUGGAUUCGAGUAUGACUCCAAAGCAUUUUUAUUUUCACUGGUGAACAAGCCAGGAUGGGCACCUGUUAAACUACCCCAGACAGGGAAAUAUAGUUUAAGCAGAGCACAUUCCUUACUUUUUGGCUCCUCAUAUGGCCCCUCAUUCGGAGGAGGAUCUGACUUACUUAUUUCCGACAACGCCGCAUCCAAUGUCAAGUCUCGCGGCAACCUUGGUUAUACUUACGGCCCACCGCGAGGAUACAGCUUCGGUAGCACUUUCGCCAACACAUUCCUGGCAGGAUCAUAUUCCUUCAAACCAAACGAAAUAGAAACAUUUUACGAAACAACAUAA
Molecule: messenger RNA, 28879 nt
Organism: Porites evermanni
Lineage: Eukaryota; Metazoa; Cnidaria; Anthozoa; Scleractinia; Poritidae
Source: the annotation of a GenBank genome assembly